Syngnathus acus (greater pipefish) is the source of this 2814-nucleotide messenger RNA. RefSeq names its product rho guanine nucleotide exchange factor 33. Lineage: Eukaryota; Metazoa; Chordata; Actinopteri; Syngnathiformes; Syngnathidae. Gene Ontology annotation, molecular function: guanyl-nucleotide exchange factor activity. Bases 593 to 2302 code for a protein of 569 amino acids. The transcript has 15 exons. The record is from RefSeq and is a predicted model, not a curated record.
CGCACACGUUCAAGUGGACGACUGCAGUGCGUUCAUACUGGUGACGUCACACAGGACAUCUGCUGCCCACACUGUGUGCUGGGCGGUUCAAAAACAGUGUUAAGCAAACACUGAGCCUUUUUUAAAGAACCAAGAAAAAAGGAAUACAAAGAAGCAUAUUUUGCAGAAGGGGAAUAAAACGGAGAUUGUUUUUUUUUGGGGGGGGGGGGCAAGUGGAAAAGGGAUAUAAUAGAGUAUUUUUUGCAGUUUCAGGUGGAAAACGAAUGUAAAGGAGUGUUUUGAAAGCUGCCGAAGGGCAGAAUAUGAAGGAGUCAUUUUAAAGGUGCUGUGGGGAAUAUCAAGGAGCCUCUUUAAUUGAGCAGACUGCGGCGGGCUGAACUCCUGCAGGGCAUGCACUCUGGCGGGGCUUGUCACUUCCUCGAGCAGAGGGGCCGCUGGCGGGGGGCCCCACGCCUUGGCAAAAUCGGGUCAUAGAAUGAUUUUGAAGUCAAGAUACAGCCGCAUUGUAGGCAACAAUGGAGUACAGCAAGAGCGCCGCUUUGUGAUCGCAAACAUACAGUUUGGGAAGACUGCAUGAGAGUAAACUCAGGUCAUGAAGCCUCAGGAGGCGGAGCUUGUCACAGAAAUCUCCAAGGUGCAGUGGAUGGUCUCGGAACUGAAGACGGGCUUGACGGGCGCCUUGCUGGAACUGGCCCACAUCCAGCACGGCGACUCGGUCAUGCGCGACGAGAUGGAGGACAACCGGCGCCGGUGUCGGGAGAAAGCGUGGCGCUUGGAGGCCCUGGUGGAGUCCCUCAGGGAGGAGCUUGGCGUCAUGCGGGGUCAAGUCGUGGCGCUGCGUGGCGCCGCGCAGCGCCAUCAAGAGGACGCAGAGAGUACUGCAGCUACAUGCAACGAAACUGAUCCAGCAGAGGCAUGCCGCGCAAAAGUUCUGCUACAUUGCUUCUUGCAGGGUCUCAAAGCUGGACUCACCGAAGGAACAGAUGCGCGACACCAGGUGGCGCUGCAGCUGCUCCACUCGGAGUGGGAGUACGUCUCCACUUUGGAGCAACUCCACGAUCAAUACAAGGGCACAACACCCACGCAACACGUGACCUCGAACCCUCACGAGAAAUUCGCCUCGUUGGUUGAGCGGCUCCUGCAGCGCCACCUGGUGUUCAGAGACACUCUGCAGGAGCGACUGGCCGCACAGCGAUGGAAGUCUCUGGUGGGAGAUGUUCUAGUGCGGCUCGUCGGACAGAACGACACUUCUUUCUCGGACGCCUACGUGGCCUACGUGGGCGCGCUGGCCUCCUUCCUCUCGCUGGAAGUCCACAAGUUGGGCAAGCAUGAGGAACAGGGAAGCGGCCAAGUGGAAAAGGACCAAAUCCAAGUGUUGUCGCUUCUUCUGGCGCCCGUCACUCGUGUCCAUGGCUAUCUGAGUCACAUCCAGAACUUGCUGCAGUGGACGGGCAAAGAGCAUCCGGACUGCAGCCUGCUCCUGGGCACCGAGCGAACACUCCGGGACAUUUUGUCACGAUGUCACACCAUCUUGGAGGAGGAGGUCCGCUGGGACAUUGGAGAUGCGCAUAGUUGCGGCGAAACAGAGGCCAGCAGCUUGUCUGCAGACAGCGCCUCUUACAGGACAAAGGGGGAAAGUGCAGCUCCGAGGGAGAGCCAGCAGGUGUCGGGCCUGACAAACGGGUCUGGUGUGGACCAGCACUCCAUGCGCGUGGAGUGCUGGUCCUGCAGUCCGGUGAGGCGGCAGACAUGUCGGUGCGCGUCGGCCCGCUGUUGCCUCGUCACACCGGAGCCUGAGGGCCACACUGGCUUUGAAGAGCCGCAAAGUGAUGCGGACAACACGUCCGCCUUUGAAGACUCCUCGGUGACCUCCUGCAGGGAAGAUGAGGACGAGGACAGUCAGGUUCCUGUCCUCCUUAAGCCGUCCUCUCAACAUUCGGAGAGAAGCGUCUGCCUCCGCUGGCAGAUUCCCAGGCGGACCCCUCAACCUCCUCCGAGGACACCCAACAACUGCGGAAAAAGGAUAGUCAGCGUCAGGAUGGGGUCACCGCCGCUUCGAGCCAAGAGUGCCUUCAGGCCCAUCUGGGACAAUCCGACAAAGCAGCUGUCUCCUGAGAAGGAGCACAGAGGCUUCUUGCCGGUCAAGACCCCCGCCAGGGUAAACUUUCUUACCCCCAGAGAACAUCAGAGAGCUGGACAAGGCCCGGUCCAGCCACCGCUGUCGGGCCAAUCUGUGGCGCCGCCCAGUGGACGAUUGUGGGAGGAGAGUGAGGACAGCGAGGGACCCUGCAGCACUGUUUGACUGCUCUAAGGCUUCUCAAACAUUUUGGUUUCUGAGACCAAGGAAAUAAAACCUUAACGUGUAGCUCGGAAUUCUAUAAGAAUUAUCUCGGAGAGAAAAAAAUGGCAAUGCAGCAUUACAAAUUAACAUUCUGUAGUUGUAAGGUUAUGAGAAUAAAGUUGUAUUUUGUUGGGAAAAGUCUUUUGGAAAUUAGGUCGCACUUUCUGCAAGUUUGCAAUUGCCUAUACAUGUCACAAGAUGGCGCCAAAGCACUUUUCUAUUAGGCAAGUCUAUUUAUUGCCUGACUAAUGAAGCUCCUCCCCUCAUUUCAACAGAAUUAUUAGGCCACAAGGGGGCGCUGAAGCAAAUCUUUUACAUCAGACAGUAUUGGCCAGAGCAGUGACAAUCAAUUGAUAACUUCAUAAUUGAUUACAUCUGAAUUUACCCCAAUCUAAUUUCCGUGCAUUAAUACUAGCAAACUGGGGCAGUAUAUAAUGAGUAAAAUAAAAAUAUUUUUAUUUCCUUUCCCUCAA